Messenger RNA from Octopus bimaculoides (California two-spot octopus), 1380 nucleotides. RefSeq lists its product as uncharacterized. Lineage: Eukaryota; Metazoa; Mollusca; Cephalopoda; Octopoda; Octopodidae. The record is from RefSeq and is a predicted model, not a curated record.
UUGCUUAGCAACUGCAAUUCAUCAACUUGUACGGAGAACUUCAUAACAACAUAUUACAAAACUCACGCUUUUCACAAGAGAAAAUUUAGCACUACAUUGCCCACAGAUACCAUUACAUGAUGCUAAGCACAAAGGAAGACAUAGUCCUUCCAGAAGGAUGUAUAGACAGCCAAUACAUCGUUGAUAAUCUUGGUGUUCCAUUGACGAAAGCAUUAACGGAAAUUAUACUGAAACAACCUUUAGACCCUAUUGAAUACUUAGCCAGAUGGCUCUACAAGUACAAGGAAAACCAAUCAGAACUUCAAAAGGAAAAAGAAUGGCAAGAGGAACUAAAAGUUGCCCUUGAAGAGCUGGCUAGGAGACUUGCAUGUGAAGAAGAAGCAAGGCAACUUGCUCGAAAAAGGGAAGAAGAAAGGUUAAGGCAAAUUCAGUUACAAAAGGAGAAGGAAGAAGAAGAAUUAAGGAAAAAAUUAGAAGAGAUUGAACGACAAAAAGCUAGGAAGAUUUUACAAGGAAAGAAAGACAUCAGUGGACAAACAAUUCUACAUCAUAUGGCAGGCCAUGCAGGUGCUGACUUCUCUGAACUGUAUGAUAUGGUAGAACUAUUGGCUGAUAAAGACUUGAAUUACAGAACACCAAGAGAUAUGGCAAUGGAAGAAAAUAUCGAGGAAAAUAUUAUCGAAAUUGAUAAAUAUGUGUCAUCUUUGAUGAUGGAAGGAAAUGUAUCCACUUUGAAACAGCUGUUGUUUGAUGGCUACCCUUACAUGCAACAAGCGAUUGACCUUCUGCCAUCAAUAAGUGAACUUCCAGAAGAGAGUCAAAAUUUCAUCAACUCCAUAGCAGAUAUUCAAGAUAGAUGUGAAAGCAUUUUCAAAGCUAUCCAAGAAGGUGAUGAAGAAGGAUUUUUUAUUUUGCUUGAGUCAAUGCCUGAGUUGAUAUCAUGUAAAAAUACUAGAGGCCAAUCUUUAUUACAUGUAGCUGUUUUACAUGAGGAAACUGAAAUGAUAAAACAUAUACUAGAAACUCACCCCGAGAGUCACAAAGCAAAAGACAAUGUUCAUCGCACACCACUACAUUACGGUUUUGGGAUAUCAGAAAGCUUAAUAAAUCUUUUCCCUCAAGAAGACGCAGAUUUUGAAGUUGAUGCGUUGAACAAAGCACCGAAAGAUUACUUAGAAGACCCAACAGAUAUCCUUGCUUUAAAGAAAGAAGAUAUGAUUGCUACUGAUAAUGUAGUAGAGAAUGUAAAUGCAGAGUUUGAUGAUGCAAAAAAUGACAGUGAAUGAAGAAUGUAGUUAACAGUUACUCAUUAAUAUGAAUGACUGAACAAAUAAAAUCAUUCCAAUGAAACUUAUAUAAAUUAUUUUAUUAAUUAUUCUA